AAUGACGUUCCUUAUGUCAAAAAUAAGUAUCGUUUAGUUUACCGCACCCAAUUUUUAUCUUAUUAUUGGUUAAUGUUAACAUUUACUUUUCUAAUUGAAAAUAAUUCAUCAAAAUGGACCAUUUGCCGGCUUGUGUUAUCGAUGUCGGCACCGGGUAUACAAAACUGGGCUUCGCCGGCAACAAGGAACCGCAGUUUAUCAUUCCGUCGGCCAUCGCUAUAAAAGAAACUGCGAAAGUUGGUGAUCAAUCCACUCGUCGCAUGACGAAAGCCGUUGAGGACCUGGAUUUCUUCAUUGGAGAUGAAGCAUUCGAUGCGACAGGGUACGCUGUUAAGUAUCCCGUACGCCACGGCCUAGUAGAGGACUGGGAUUUAAUGGAAAGGUAUAUUGAACAAUGUAUAUUCAAAUACUUGAGAGCGGAACCGGAAGACCAUCAUUUCUUGCUCACUGAACCUCCGUUGAACACACCCGAAAAUAGAGAGUAUUUGGCUGAAAUAAUGUUUGAAUCAUUUAAUGUACCUGGAUUGUACAUUGCUGUGCAAGCAAUGUUAGCGCUCGCUGCCUCGUGGAAGUCACGAGCACCAGCACAGCGUACCUUUACGGGUAUUGUAGUUGAUAGUGGAGAUGGUGUUACUCACAUUGUACCCGUAGCUGAGGGCUAUGUAAUUGGUUCCUGCAUCAAACAUAUUCCUGUCGCUGGUAGGAAUAUCACUUCAUUUAUUCAGUCACUUCUUCGUGAACGUGAAGUUGGAAUACCACCGGAGCAAAGUUUGGAGACUGCAAAAGCUAUCAAGGAGAGAUUCAGUUACAUUUGUCCUGAUAUUGCCAAAGAGUUUGCUAAAUAUGACUCAGAUCCAGCUAAAUGGAUGAAGAAGUACACUGGUGUGAAUGCUAUAACUAAAAAUCCAUUCACAGUUGAUGUUGGCUAUGAAAGAUUUUUGGGACCUGAGAUAUUUUUCCACCCAGAGUUCUCAAAUCCUGAUUUCACUGUGCCUCUUAAUGAGAUGGUGGAUGAAGUUAUACAGUCUUGUCCAAUAGAUGUAAGAAGAGGAUUGUAUGGAAAUAUUGUUCUAUCUGGAGGAUCAACAAUGUUCCGUGACUUUGGUAGGAGAUUACAGAGAGAUAUAAAACGAACUGUGGAUGCACGACUGAAGCUUUCUACAAUGUUGUCUGAAGGCCGCAUCACCCCAACACCAAUUGAUGUUCAAGUAAUUUCUCACUACAUGCAACGGUAUGCAGUCUGGUUUGGUGGCAGCAUGCUUGGUUCUACUCCAGAGUUUUACCAAGUGUGCCAUACUAAACAAGCAUACAUGGAGUAUGGACCUAGUAUCUGUCGGCACAACCCUGUUUUUGGCACCAUGACAUAAUUAUUGCCUUUAUUUAUUGUCAGUAUUAAGUCAAAUUAUAAUAAUGUAGAUUCAUUAUUAUGUAAUAAUUAAGUGUUAUGAAUUUAUUAAAUAUAAAGAGCAUUUUACAAGGAAUACUUAGCCUGUUACUUUAAGUAUCAUAGUUUUUAUUAUUUUUAUUACAACAUUUGAGCCAAGCCAAAUUAAAGUUUUAUGUACUUCCAUAUAGCACAAUAUGCAAUACAUGUAUUUUAAGUAUUAUGUUAAAAAUGAGUUCAUAAAAUAGAGUAAUAUUUUAUUAACCUUAAUUAAUAGUAAUUUUAAUUAUUUUUGUAUAAGUUGGCUGGAGUCUCUAUAUAAACUAAUGGCAUUUAAUAUUGCAUUCCAGCUUUUUACCAAAUAAAAUCA
Molecule: messenger RNA, 1754 nt
Organism: Achroia grisella
Lineage: Eukaryota; Metazoa; Arthropoda; Insecta; Lepidoptera; Pyralidae
Gene: Arp3
Product: actin-related protein 3
Exons: 1
Coding region: 114-1367 (417 amino acids)
Biological process (GO): Arp2/3 complex-mediated actin nucleation
Cellular component (GO): actin cortical patch; Arp2/3 protein complex
Molecular function (GO): actin filament binding
Source: RefSeq, a predicted model, not a curated record